GGCGGCUAAAAUGUGACACUAUCAGCACGCAAGUGAAGCAGAUAAAGCGUGCGGCACGUUCGUUCGGCUUUAUGGUCCUUGAUAAGCCGGCUGCUUUUUGCCGAAUGAACGAGACCUUUGCGGUGGGUCGGCGCGCGGAGAAGGGAGUCGAGAGGCGAGCUCAUCGGGGCCGAGUGGACGGACAUCAAACGCACGGACACUAGGACGCAGGAUGGACACCGAGGACAGCAGCAGCCGUGUGGCCGCCUUCUACCGCGGCCGCUGCGUACUGCUCACGGGGGCCACCGGAUUUGUGGGCAAGGCACUGCUCGAGAAGCUUCUUCGCUCGUGUCCAGACGUGCAGGCAGUUUUCUGCCUUAUCAGGCCCAAACACGGAAAGGAUGUCGACGCUAGAUUUCGCGACUUUGCCAAAAAUUCGGUUUUCAACCGAGUCCGUUCAGAGCAGCCAGGGGCACUGGAAAAACUACGCCUGGUCGCUGGAGACGUUUUGAAGCCAAAUCUUGGCUUGAGCGAGGCCGACCUGGAGCUGUUGCGGCGCGAGGUGAGCGUUGUGUUCCACACGGCGGCCACCGUGCGCUUCAACGAGCCCCUUCAGGUGGCGCUCGAGAUGAACACCCUCGGCGCCAGGAGGGUCAUAAAAGUCUGCAAACAAAUGCCACUCCUAAAGGCAUUUGUGCACACCUCGACGGCCUACUCAAACGCGGAUAAGCGCGAGGUGCUCGAGAAGGUCUACGAGCCCAUCGUCGAUCCGGACACCCUGAUUCAGUUCGUCAAAAGCAUGCCCGUCGAAAUUAUCCAGGGAAUCGAAUCAACUGUGAUUGGCGCCCACCCAAACACAUAUACGUUCACGAAGGCGCUGGCUGAGGUGAUUGUGCAACGCGAGGCGUCAGAUCUGCCCACAGCCAUCGUGCGUCCGUCAAUUGUGACCGCGGCAAUGAGCGAGCCUCAAGAGGGCUGGAUUGACAACACGUCCGGUAUUACUGGCAUUGUAAUGGAGGUCAGCAGGGGCACCAUCAGGUCGGUGCUGUGCAACAAGAAAAUGACUGUCGACCUCAUCCCCGUCGACCUGGUGGUCAACACGCUGCUCGUUGCUGCUGUCGAUCUCCAAUCGAGAGGAAAUAGCGAAAUUCGAGUGUACAACUGCACUUCAGGCACGCUGAACCCUCUGCAGUGGGACCAGCUGAGGGAGUUUUCUGUGAAGGCAGGCAGGGAGGUGCCGAGCAAGUAUAUCCAGUGGUAUCCAGGCUGUACUUUCCGCAUCAAUUACCUGAUGCACAGGCUCAACCAAAUCUUCCUCCACUUCCUCCCUGCCUGCGUUCUCGACCUCGGCAUGAAGCUCCAAGGACUGAAACCAAUGAUGGUGAAAAUUUGCCAAAAAACCAUGCGAUCAGCGAACGCAGGGGAGUUUUUCGCGACGCACCAGUGGAAUUUUGCGGCAAGUCUGAUGGAGAAGCUGGCUGCGCACCAGACCGAGACGGACAGAAAACUAUUUCCGGUGAAUGUCCGAACGAUUAAUUGGGAGCAAUACAUUAACACUUACGUCAUUGGAAUUCGCAAGUUUAUUCUCAAGGACGACAUGUCCUCGCUCACCAGGGCCCGCAGCCGACUGAAAAAACUGUACUGGGGCCAGCGAAUCGCGCAGUGCAUCGCAAUUUUCGUUUUCGUGCUUUUCAUCCUCAAGUAAAAUUUAGAACAACGGCUGUACUCACUCGAAUCUGGCUGAGCUACUUCAAGUUGCGCUUCAGUCCCACGGUGUUGUCGAAUAAUUUGUUAUUCUUGAACUGUCCCUUCAUAUCCAGCACGUAAUGCAUCCGUCUGUUUUUCACCUUCAGCGGCAGCUGCACCUUGCACGCCUGCCUGCUUUGCGGACAACUUACCUGAAAUAAAUUGUAAUUGAAAUAGUAAAAGCAAUAAACACAAAUGAAUUUUAAAA
Messenger RNA from Cloeon dipterum, 1933 nucleotides. RefSeq names its product putative fatty acyl-CoA reductase CG5065. Lineage: Eukaryota; Metazoa; Arthropoda; Insecta; Ephemeroptera; Baetidae. Gene Ontology annotation, biological process: long-chain fatty-acyl-CoA metabolic process. Bases 212 to 1684 code for a protein of 490 amino acids. Gene Ontology annotation, molecular function: alcohol-forming very long-chain fatty acyl-CoA reductase (NADP+) activity. The transcript has 8 exons. Gene Ontology annotation, cellular component: peroxisome. The record is from RefSeq and is a predicted model, not a curated record.